This is a messenger RNA of Musa acuminata subsp. malaccensis (wild Malaysian banana), 1582 nucleotides long. RefSeq names its product putative transferase At4g12130, mitochondrial. Gene Ontology annotation, biological process: iron-sulfur cluster assembly. Gene Ontology annotation, cellular component: mitochondrial matrix. The record is from RefSeq and is a predicted model, not a curated record. Lineage: Eukaryota; Viridiplantae; Streptophyta; Magnoliopsida; Zingiberales; Musaceae. Gene Ontology annotation, molecular function: protein binding.
CCCAACAGCGGCAGCAUCAGCAAAGGCGCGGAAGAAGAUGUCUCUUCUCCGCUGCUCCGCGCGUUUCCGCGCCGCCAUCUCCACGUCUUUCCACCGGCGCCUCCACGCCCAGCCACCGCCGGGGAGCCGCCUGGACGAAGCGGCAGCAGGGCCCCUCUGCUGCUGCCUCGAGUCCCGGUCCGUCGUCCGCUUCCGGGGUCCCGACACCAUCAAGUUCCUCCAGGGCCUCCUCACCAACGACGUCCUCCGACUCGAUCCCAAACUCCUUCCGGCCGGCGAAGGCGGCGACUCUCAUACCUCCUACAUCCCGACGCCGAAUCUCAACCACCGUUCCCCGCCGCCAGUUUAUGCCGCCCUGCUCACCCCCCAAGGGAGGUUCUUGUACGAUUUCUUCCUCUACCGCCCGCCUGGGGCGGACGAGAAACUCAAUAGAACCGGUUCGGGGCCCGGGUCGGAAGAACCUGAGGAGCCCUUCACUUUGCUCGCCGAUGUCGAUGCUGCUGUCAUGGAUGAGCUUCUUGAUUGCUUCAAGAAGUACCGUUUGAGGUCAAAGGUGGAGAUAGACAAUGUGGCUAGGGAAUACUCUUGCUGGCAACGGUUCGGCAGCAAUCUGUGUGGCAAAGCACCAACAUCCGACGAACCCGAGGCUGUAUCAGUUGGCUGGGGGAAAGGCAUUGACCAAGCUGGUGUAGCUGCUGCACUAGGAAAUGAUCUUGGUUGGCGAUGGUUCAAGGACCCUAGAUUGGAUUGCCUCGGAUUUAGGGGAAUUUUUCCUGCUAAUUCAACACCACCUUUAGUUGAGGCAGAUAAGGAAGUCAAUGAGCAACACUACCUUCUAUGGAGGUUACAGAAAGGAGUUCCAGAAGGUUCAACUGAGAUUCCAAAAGGUGAUGCAGUUCCUCUUGAAUAUAAUCUUGUUGGGUUGAAUGCCAUCUCUUUCGAUAAAGGAUGCUACGUAGGUCAGGAGCUAAUUGCUCGGACACAUCAUCGAGGUGUCAUCCGCAAGCGGUUGUUUCCUCUGAAGUUUGUAACUGAUAAUGGAGAAGAAAUGCAGCAAGAAGUCUCGCCAAAUUCAGACAUAGUAGAUUAUGCUUCUAAUAAAAAGGUUGGGACUGUGACAACGGCACUUGAAUGUCAUGGCAUGGGCUUGGUGAGACUGGAUGAUGGCCUCAAGCAGUCCUCCGAUCUACGCAUCAAAGGUAGGGAAGAUUUGACGGUUAGGGUCAUCAGACCAGAUUGGUGGCCUGUUGAAUGGACACAAUUGCAAGAACAACGAACUGUUGCUGCUUAGAGUUAAAUGUUGAAAUGCUCGAUGCCGAUUUUAUUAUAUUUUACCAGUCAAACAUGGGUGUAGAUGGCUGUGAUCUCCGAAAACAAUGAACAGCUGUUCAGUCUCUAACCUUCUAAGUCAGGUAAAGUAGAGCACCCUUUCAACACAUCUUGGUUGGUCAGUAACCCUAGCUUGUACUAUUAAAUAAAAUGUGAUUCAGCGGAGUAGCUUGUGUAAUUUCUGCACAGUUCAGUUGUGAAAUUUUAACGAGGAAUGAUUACUCCACCAAAUAAUAUCAUUAUUCAGAUUGAG